Molecule: messenger RNA, 3521 nt
Organism: Nicotiana tabacum (common tobacco)
Lineage: Eukaryota; Viridiplantae; Streptophyta; Magnoliopsida; Solanales; Solanaceae
Product: protein SMAX1-LIKE 6
Molecular function (GO): ATP binding; ATP hydrolysis activity
Source: RefSeq, a predicted model, not a curated record
AUGUACACUCUUGGAAUUUUUUACUAUUUCCUUCAAUCUUUGCUUCAAGAAAAAGGAAAUAUNGCACUUCCAUCGUCUAGCCUCCGCGACGCGUGUGCACGUGCUCGCAGCUGCGCGUACUCGCCGCGGCUGCAAUUCAGGGCCUUGGAACUCAGCGUCAGUGUUUCUCUCGAUCGUUUGCCGACGGCCAAAACCCUAGAUGAGCCGCCUAUCUCGAACUCUCUCAUGGCAGCAAUCAAGCGCUCACAAGCUAACCAAAGAAGGCACCCUGAUACUUUCCACAUCUAUCAACAACUUCAGCAACAGAAUACCUCCAACUUCUCCAUUUCCACUCUUAAAGUUGAGCUGAAGCAUUUUAUACUAUCGAUUUUGGAUGACCCGAUUGUGAGUCGGGUUUUCGGGGAAGCGGGUUUUCGGAGUUGUGAUAUAAAGCUCGCAAUUCUGAAUCCACCCGCCAUUUCUAGGUUUUCCAAGACGACGCGUUGCCCGCCUCUGUUUCUUUGUACUUUAACCGAUUCGGAGAACAACCGUGGGUUUAACUUCCCAUUUUCUGGCGUUCCCAAAACGGUGAAUAAUGAUGAGAAUUCUAGAAGAAUCGGGGAGAUUCUUGUGAAGAAAGAGUGUAGAAAUCCAUUGUUAAUCGGGAUUUGUGCAAGUGAUGCACUUUGCAGCUUCACUGAUUGUGUACAGAAGGGUAAAAGUGGUGUCUUGCCUGAUGAAAUUAAAGGGCUGAGUGUAAUUUGUGUUGAAAAGGAGAUUUCAGAGUUCAUAGGCGGAGGUGGGAGUGAAGAAAUGAUGAGCUUGAAGUUUAAGGAAGUAAGUGAUGCUGUGGAGUGUUGUACAGCGGCAGGUGCUGGGAUUAUAGUGAAUUAUGGGGAUCUGAAGGAGUUUGUUGAUGAUGAUGAAGAGUCACUGGAGUCGGUGAAAUACGUGGUUUCCAGGUUCACUAAAAUAGUGGAAGAUUAUAGCGGGAAAUUGUGGUUGGUUGGAGCAGCAGCAAGUUAUGACAUUUAUAUGAAGUUUUUGGGUCGGUUCCCCACAAUUCAAAAGGACUGGAAUUUACAUCUCCUGCCCAUUACUGCAUCAUCCACUCCAGGACUACCUUCCAAAUCCAGCUUGAUGAGGUCAUUUGUUCCGCUUGGCGGGUUCUUUCCCACAGCAUCCGAGUUUGAAAACUCGUGCAGAAACAAAAAUGAAUCUACAGCUCGAUGCAACCUUUGCAAUGAAAAGUAUGAGCAAGAAGUUUCCACUACGCUGAGAGGAACAACUGGUUCAGUCGCUGAUGAGCAUGCAACACAUUUAUCUUCUUGGUUACAAAAGGCUGAAUGUGGUCCAAGCAGGGGACUAGUUGGGGUAGAGGCCAAUGAAGACAACAGUUUAUUAAAUGCCAGACUGGUGGGAUUGCAAAAGAAGUGGAAUGAUAUAUGCCAGCGUCUUCAUCACAUACAUCCAUUUCAACCAGAUGCUCUUCAAGCCAGGUCACAUCUUCCCAGUUUUGGUAUCUUUCAGAGUUGUGCUGCUGCGGUUGAAAGCAGCAAUAAAGGUUCAUUGUUGGAUGCAAGAUUUACUAAUCAAAGUUGUAUAUUAUCAGACUUGCAAAACACCUCCAUGACCCAAAAGAACAUGUCAAAAUCAAUCGUUUCUGAAGGUGAAUCUGAUUCCCAAGCUGAACUACUGGCUCAGAGUUUGGAAACACAGCAGCUGAAGAAGCAAAAUAUCUGGACCCCUUCCCCUCAUGCUCCACAUGAUCUGAGCCUGCCCCUUGAUCAUACAUCAUCAGCUUCAAAUGCUUCCGUUAGCACGGACCUGGGGUUGGGAACCAUCUAUGUAUCCACUGAGAGAGAGCUGUGGAAACCCAGCUUUCAGGAGCACCAGGAUCGCCUUAAUUACUUUUCAGGAUCAGUUUCUUCUGCUUCUUCUGUUCCUCUGUUAGACAAUAAGUUGGAUGCAAAAGACUUUAAGAACCUCUAUAAAGCUCUUUCUGAACAUGUAUGUUGGCAAGAGGAAGCCAUUUAUGCCAUUAGUCAGACUGUCUCCCGUUGCAGAAGUGGAAAUGGAAGGCGUCAUGGCUCUAGCAAAGGAAAUAAUAUAUGGCUCAGCUUCCUUGGUCCUGACAAAGUGGGGAAGCAUAAAAUUGCCAAAGCUCUUGCUGAGAAAGUCUUUGGUUGCAGCGAUAGCUUGCUCUCUGUGGAUCUGAGCUCUAGUGAUGGGAGUAGCUACUCAAAUUCUCUCUUUAACCAUCAAGAUACAAGAAACGGUUACAUGAAUCUUAGGGGAAAGACAGUUGUCGACUACAUUGUUGAGGAGUUAAGCAAGAAGCGUUGCUCUCUUGUGCUUCUUGAAAACGUAGAAAAGGCUGAUUUUCUUGUUCAGAAUAGUUUGUCUCACUCUAUCAGAACUGGUAAAUUUUUGAACUUGCACGGGAAGGAAAUCAGCAUCAAUAACAUGAUUUUUGUGAUUACCUCAAAUUCGGCAAAAGUUACUAAAGAUUUCUUUUUGAGUCCUGAGUUUUCAGAAGAGAAUAUAUUAGCAGCCAAAAACUUGCAGAUGCAGAUAGCAAUUGGAUCUGGCAAUGUAAAUAGGAUUAGAGUGAAGGAUACGAAUUUGUGGAUUACUUCAGGGGACGGAACAUCAGAAUCUUUCCCUGCAUAUAAAAGAAAGCAGACUGACUCGAACAAUGGCAAGCUGUUUCAAAUGCCGAAACGUGUGUGCACCAUCCCGAAAUCUUCUCUUGAUUUGAAUUUGCCUGUGGAAGAGAUGGAAGAGGAGAAUCAACGUGAUGAGUGUGACCGUGACUCUGGCUCUGAAGGUUCAAAAGCAUGGUUGGAGGAAAUCUUGGAGCAAAUGGACGAUAAUGUGGUCUUCAAGCCAUUUGAUUUUGGUGCUCUGGCUGAGAAAAUUUUGAAGGAAGUCAACUUCAACCUCCAGGAGAUUGUUGGAGUGGAUAUCAAGCUGGAGAUCGACUCAGAAGUAAUGGUGCAGAUACUUGCCGCUGCUUGGUUAUCUGACAGAAAGGAAGCUGUCAAGGAUUGGGUUGACAAGGUUCUAUGCAGGAGCUUUAUGGAGGUCCGAAGCAGGUUCCAACAUAUUGCUGAUAGUUCCAUAAGAUUAGUUAACUGUCAAGGCAUUGCUGUAGAAGACCAGGCUCCCGGAAUUCACCUUCCAGCUAAAAUAACUGUAGACUGAUUUUUGGUCAGGUAUGUGUUCUAAUGUACAAAUGCCGUCAAUAGAAUUUUGCGUGUUUAAGUGCUCUUUGUGCAUAUAUUCCUGUAAUCUUGUUCAUCCGUCUCCAAUUGUGUAUUGUUGUAUCUUCUAGAAUUAGAUUAUUUCUCGUAAUCUUUGUACCCGGAAGCAUCCGUAUUUGUAUCCCAGACCCUUAAGUAAUUUGGUUUCUCCCAGUUGAAAACUUUGACUUUUUUCGUUUUUGGGAAAAGCUAGGUAUAUGUAUCAUCUAUGUAUGUUUGCUUACUGGAGCAUAAACAAAAAAUAAAAAUAAAAAUGAAAGGCAUUGCAAAGACUAA